Messenger RNA from Podarcis raffonei (Aeolian wall lizard), 13059 nucleotides. RefSeq names its product dynein cytoplasmic 2 heavy chain 1 (gene DYNC2H1). The transcript is spliced from 89 exons. Lineage: Eukaryota; Metazoa; Chordata; Lepidosauria; Squamata; Lacertidae. The record is from RefSeq and is a predicted model, not a curated record. Gene Ontology annotation, biological process: microtubule-based movement. The coding region runs from base 112 to 13026 and encodes 4304 amino acids. Gene Ontology annotation, molecular function: dynein light intermediate chain binding; minus-end-directed microtubule motor activity; dynein intermediate chain binding. Gene Ontology annotation, cellular component: dynein complex.
CCCCCCCGUCUCUUUCUCCAGGUCCCGGGUCGAGUCCCGAGCAUGAUGCCCGUCUGAAGAGCUCUCCUCCUCCCAGGUUCCCCCGAGCCUCCCGCGCUUCUGCCGGCCGCCAUGCCUCUGGACGGGGACGGCGAUGGAGACAAGAGGAAGAUCUUCAUUUCGGCCACGGCCGCCAACUACUUCGGUCUGUCGUCGUCCGCCAGCCUCGCUCCGCUCUCGGGCGGCCCCGAGCUGGCCAACUUCUUGGACGACGGCAACGAGUUCCUGCUGUGCGUGCAGCACUCGGAGGACCACCAGAUCAUGGUCUCCAACAGGGUUGAAGCUGGCAGUUCAGAAGACAGAAUGCUGGUAUUUUUCAAACUACGACCAGAUAUAAUCACAGAAGAGAACCUUCAUAGCAAUAUUCUUGUAUCAUCUAUGCUAGAUUCUCCUAUAAAUAUGCUUUAUCAGGCAGUACGGCAGGUAUUUGCACCAGUAUUGUUGAGGGAUGAGAAAUGGAGUAGAGAAUUUGAUCCCAAGCUUCAGAAUCUUUUACGAGAGUUAGAGGCUGGUUUAGGUUCUGUUCUGAGGAGAACAGAUCCUGCUUAUGCAGGAGCCAAAUACCGGGAAGAUGAUGUUCAAGCAAUACUUUGUCCAAAUGACGAGUUUCAGUUCUGGACAGAGCGUGCUCAACGUGGAAGCAAGUCAUCUAGCAAGGAGAGAGCCUCACAUUUUAAAGAAUUAUUUGAAGCCAUUGCAUAUGAUUAUUACAAUUUGGACAGCUUAUCUUUAUUUGAAGUUGUGGAUUUAGUCGAGACUACACGGGAUACUGUAGAUGAUGUAUGGAGACAGCCGGAACAUGAACCUUUUCCUCAGCCACGCAUGCAAAAUCUUUUGGAUGUCAUAGCUGGCUCUCUUGGAAGAUUUGUUCAGAAGAAACUAGGAACGUUAAAUCUAUGGGAAGAUUCCUUCCACAUUGUGAAAGAAAAUCUAAAGGCUGGCAUCAUGAUUUGUGAACAAUGGGUAGCAGCCUGUGAUCACCUUACUGGGCAGCUUUGGCAGCGUUAUACCCCACAUGUAUGGCAAGAUGAGAAAUACGUUCCUGAAAUGCUAGGGAAGCUUGGUAAACGACUUGAAGAGGUGCUAACUAUUAGAACACUUCAUGAGAAACUUACAUAUUUUUUGCCAACUGGUGAACAGCAAGCACUGCACCUUGCCCAGGUCUUUGAGCCCUUUGCUGGUUUGAAUCCUGUGCACUAUAAUCCUUAUACAGAGCCUUUAUGGAAAGCAGCAGUAUGCCAAUAUGAAAGAAUUAUUUCUCCUGCAGAACAAAAAAUAGCAAGCAAAUUGAAAACAUUUAUUUCAGAAAUUCAAGACAGUCCACAACAGCUUCUUCAAGCAUUUCAGAAAUACAAGGAGUUAGUAAGACGCCCAAGCAUAAGCAAAGAACUGAUUUUAGAAAGAGAAACUUUGUUGGCGAAACUACAGGACUCGGUCAAAGAUUAUCAAACAGAUUUUGAGGCACGAUGCCAUGGUACUCCUGGUGAAGCAUCAGGACCACUUGCUGGCAAAAAUCUUUCUGAAGUUGUGAAUAAUAUUGUUUGGGUGCGCCAGCUAGAAUUAAAGGUAGAUGAUGCCAUUAAGAUCGCAGAGGCCCUUCUUUCAGACCUGUCUGGAUUUCACAAUUUCCGACGAACUGCAGAUGAUCUUCUAGAACAUUUUAAAGUAUACGAACAGGAACAAUUUGACUAUUGGUCCAGGGACAUUCAGGCAGGGUUGUCAAACCCCAAGUCUGGUCUUUGCUUACAGGCCAGCAGUCCUGUUAUGGAACUUGAUCACUCUGAUGGAGCAUUAAAAAUACAUUAUUCGGAUCGCUUGGUGGUGCUCCUAAGAGAAGUGCGUCAACUGUCUGCACUUGGCUUUGUUAUUCCUGCCAAAAUACAGCAAACUUCAAGCACAGCACAAAAAUUCUGCAAACAAGCAGUUAUUCUCAAGCAGGUGGCACAUUUUUACAACAGUAUUGAUCAGCAGAUGAUUCCAAGUCAGAAGCCAAUGAUGCUACAGUCUGCUUUAGCAUUUGAACAGAUAAUUAAACAUUCGAAAGCAGAGGGACAGAUAACAUGGGAUAAUCCUAAAGAGCUCGAAGCAUAUAUCAAGAAACUCCAAAUUGCAGCAGAACGACUUGCUACUGAAAACAGAAAAUUAAGGAAGUGGCAUACUAAUUUCACAGAAAAGGUUGUUGGCCUCAUGAACAUAGAUCUGCUUCGGCAACAGCAGCGCUGGAAAGAUGGCUUGCAGGAACUCCGAGGGGUGUUUUCCAACCUUGAGUCACAGGGUUUCCUUGCACGUGACAUGAAAGCAUGGAGGCUGCACUGGAACCAUCAAUUGUAUAAAGCUCUGGAGCAUCAGUAUCAAAUGGGCUUGGAAGCACUCAAUGAAAAUUUACCAGAAAUAAACAUUGAUCUAACUUACAAACAAGGAAGAAUACAGUUUAAACCACCUUUUGAAGAAGUACGAGCAAGAUAUUAUAGAGAAAUGAAGAGAUUCAUAUCUAUUCCAAACCAAUUUAGGGGCGUGAGUGAAACUGAUGAGGAGUGCAUUUUUUCUGUCAUGACUGAAAGAAACGCAAGUGGAUUUCUCACCACUUUCAGUAAAGCGGAAGACUUGUUCCGAAGAUUGGCAGAAGUUGCGGACCAAUUUAAGGAGUGGGUUAUAAUUGGACAAGUCGAUAUGGAAGCUCUGGUGGAGAAUCAUCUUUUCAAUGAACAGGACUGGGAAAAAAAUUUCAAAGCCCUAAAAGUGCGAGGAAAAGAAGUGGAGCGCCUUCCAAGCACUGUGAAGGUUGAUUGCAUAAUAGUGAAUUGCAACCCUGUGAAGUCUAUGAUUGAUGAUCUUAUCCAGAAGUUGUAUGAUGUUCUCGUGAUGUCUUUGAGAAAGUCCAUACAAGGUCAUCUACAUGAUAUUUCUUCAUUUCUCAAUGAUGCCAUGAAAACCUUGAUAGCAAGGCCCCAAACUGUAGAUGAAAUAACAGAAGAUAAUUUAAAAUAUAAAAACCUAAAAGACAAAAAAGAAGAGAUCUUCCAUCUCUUUCAAGAAGCAGAAGGUAAAAACAAACUUCUGCGAACUGUGGCUGGUGGGGGCAUUGAAACAAUUGGCAACCUGAGAGCUACGUGGGAUAAAUUUGAAUUAAUGAUGGAAAGUCAUCAGCUUAUGAUAAGAGAGCAGAUUGAAGUGAUGAAAAGUAAUGUGAUGUCACGUAUUCAUACAUACUUUCAAGAGCUGGAGAAGUUUAAAGCUCGCUGGGACCAGUUAAAACCCAAGGAUGAUGUAAUUGAAACAGGUCAUCAUGAUUUGCUGCAGAAGAGUGCUGAGAACAUAAAGGAAAAGAAAAUUGAGUUUGAUGAACUUGAGAACACAAAACAAAAGUUAAUCAAUGACUGCUGUCACUUUGAGUUAGAAGAGCCUGAUUUCUCUUUAGCCAAUGAAAUACGCAGAGACAUUGAGAGCUGUGCAGAAAUUUGGGCAUUAUAUGAACAAUUCCAAGAAGGUUUUCAAGAAAAAGCCAAUGAAGACUGGAUUACAUUCAGAAGCAAGACCUACUUGUUUGAAGAAUUCUUACUGAACUGGCAUGACAAACUGAGAAAGAUUGAGGAACACACUAUAAUGACUGUGAAGUUGCAGAAAGAAGUUGACACAUACAAAAUGACACUUCCUGUCUUGAAAUACGUUAGAGGAGAACAUCUGUCGCCAGAUCAUUGGCUGGACCUCUUUCGUAUUCUUGGUCUUCCCAAGGGUACUAGUCUAGAGAACUUGGUGUUUGGAGACCUUCUAAAAGUGGCUGAUGUCAUCGUGGAAAAAGCAGCAGAACUGAAGGAUUUGAACAGUCGGGCUCAUGGCGAAGUCACAAUCCGAGAAGCCCUGCGUGAGCUCGAGCUGUGGGGAAUUGGAGCUGUCUUUUCAUUGACAGAUUAUGAAGACAGCCAGAGCCGGAUGAUUAAAUUGAUUAAGGACUGGAAAGACAUUGUCAACCAGGUUGGUGACAAUCGUUGCCUCCUCCAGUCACUCAAGGACUCUCCAUAUUACAAAGGUUUUCAAGAUAAAGUUUUUGUUUGGGAGAAGAAACUUGCUGAGCUGGAUGAGUAUCUUCAAAAUUUAAAUCAAAUUCAGAGGAAGUGGGUCUAUCUGGAACCCAUUUUUGGGCGUGGAGCUUUACCUCGUGAGCAAGCCCGCUUCAACAGAGUCGAUGAAGACUUCAGAUCAAUAUUGUUAGAUAUCAAGCUUGACAACCGCAUAACAUCCUUGACUGCUCGAGCAGGAAUAAGAAACGCCUUGAUCACUAUUCUUGACCAGCUUCAGAGAUGUCAGAAAUCCUUAAAUGAAUUCUUGGAGGAAAAGCGCUCUGCAUUUCCUAGAUUCUAUUUUAUUGGGGACGAUGAUCUUCUAGAAAUCUUGGGACAGUCUACCAAUCCUUUAGUUAUUCAGUCUCACCUGAAGAAGCUUUUUGCUGGAAUUCACAGUGUGAGCUUUGAUGAGGACUUUAAAAACAUUCUUGCAAUGAAAUCUUUAGAAGGCGAAGUUGUACCUUUAAAACAUAAAAUCCUCCUAUCAAAUGAUGUUGAGGUUUGGCUAAACAAGCUUUCUUCGGUGAUGAAAGAAACACUGAAACAAUUACUGUGUGACUGCGUAACUGCUGGGAAAAGAACUCAGGGUUCAAUUGAUCCAUCACUUUUCCCCUCACAGAUUAUUUGUUUAGCUGAACAAAUUCAGUUCACAGAAGAUGUUGAAUGUGCAAUCAAAGAAGGUAAUUUGCAACAGUUAGAAUUAGAACUGAUGGCUAAAUUGGAGCAUUACACCAGCAUAGACACUAAUACAGAAGAUUCAGGCAAUACAGAAUCUGGGAUCCUUGAGCUGAAGCUUAAAGCUCUUAUACUUGAUGUUAUUCAUAACAUUGAUACUGUGCGGCAGCUAAAUGAAGCCCAGGUGCAGAGCAAUGAUGACUGGGCCUGGAAGAAGCAACUCAGGUUUUAUCUAAAGAAUCAAAGAUGCUACAUUCAAAUGGUGGAUGCUGAACUCGAGUACACUUAUGAGUAUCAGGGUAAUUUGCCAAAGCUUGUUUACACGCCAUUAACUGAUAAGUGUUACCUCACACUUACCCAAGCUAUGAAGAUGGGCCUUGGAGGGAAUCCUUAUGGUCCAGCAGGAACUGGCAAGACAGAAUCUGUAAAGGCUCUGGGAGGACUGCUUGGAAGACAAGUUUUAGUUUUUAAUUGUGAUGAGGGCAUUGAUGUGAAAUCGAUGGGGCGAAUAUUUGUUGGUUUAGUGAAAUGUGGAGCCUGGGGCUGUUUUGAUGAGUUCAACCGGCUGGAGGAAGCUGUUCUGUCUGCUGUAUCUAUGCAGAUCCAGACAAUUCAACAUGCUUUAAAGAAACACCAACCUGUGUGUGAGUUACUUGGAAAGGAGGUUGAAAUGGAUCACAACUCUGGAAUUUUUAUCACAAUGAAUCCUGCUGGAAAGGGCUAUGGAGGCAGACAAAAAUUGCCCGACAAUCUCAAACAACUUUUUAGACCUGUUGCUAUGACUCGGCCUGAUAAUGAACUCAUUGCAGAAGUGAUUUUAUAUUCAGAAGGUUUCAAAGAUGCAAAAACUCUGGGAAGAAAAUUAGUGGAUAUUUUUAAUUUAGCAAGGGAACUCUUGACACCUCAGCAGCAUUAUGAUUGGGGCUUGCGAGCACUGAAGACUGUUCUGAGGGGAUGUGGGAACCUUCUUCGACAGCUGAAAAAAAAUGGAAUGAAAGAGACAGUUAAUGAAAGCCAUAUUGUAGUCCAAGCACUGCGACUCAAUACGAUGUCAAAGCUUACAUUUGCAGAUUGUGCACGGUUUGAUGCGUUAGUCAGAGAUGUCUUUCCUGGUAUUGAUUUCAAGGAUGUAGAUUAUGCAGAGCUAAAUAAUGCUUUACGAGAAGUCUUUGAGGAGGCCAAUUUGGAAAUUAUAUCUACUCAGAUCAAGAAAGUUUUGGAAUUGUAUGAGCAACUACGCCAGAGGAUGGGGGUAGUUAUUGUAGGCCCAAGCGGUGCAGGCAAAUCAACCCUCUGGAGAAUGUUGAGGGCUGCACUUGGGAAAGUUGGCAAAGUAGUGAAACAAUAUACCAUGAACCCCAAAGCUAUGCCUCGCCGCCAGUUACUAGGCCAUAUAGACAUGGACACCAGAGAAUGGUCUGAUGGUGUGCUUACAAACAGCGCUCGACAAGUGGUACGUGAACCAGCAGAUGUUACUUCAUGGAUAAUAUGUGAUGGUGACAUAGAUCCCGAGUGGAUUGAGUCCUUGAAUUCUGUCCUUGAUGACAACCGUCUACUUACUAUGCCCAGUGGAGAAAGAAUUCAGUUUGGCCCAAAUGUGAACUUCGUUUUUGAAACCCAUGAUUUGAGUUGUGCUUCUCCUGCCACAAUAUCUCGAAUGGGGAUGAUCUUCCUAAGUGAUGAAGAUACUGAUCUUAAUUCACUGAUAAAAUCCUGGCUGAGGAACCAACCCGAAGAAUGCAGACAAAAUCUUGAAAACUGGAUUGGGGAUUAUUUUGAGAAAGCUCUAAAUUGGGUCCUAAAACAGAAUGACUAUGUGGUGGAAACAAGUUUGGUUGGAACAGUGAUGAAUGGUUUGUCUCAUCUUCAUGAGUGCACUGAACGUGGACAAUUUAUAAUCAGCCUGAUAAGAGGACUGGGUGGAAAUCUCAACAUGAAAUCACGGCAGGAAUUUACAAAAGAGGUGUUUGCUUGGGCACGUGAGUCUCCACCGAAUCCCAACAAACCAUUGGACACCUAUUAUGAUCCAGAUACUGAACGCCUAAUGUCAUACCAAUUGAAAAAGCCUGAAAACCUGACUGCUGAUGAUUUCAGCAAUGUCCAGACUCUUCCAGUCAUUCAAACGCCUGAUAUGCAAAGAGGCUUGGAUUACUUUAAACCUUGGCUAGGCUUUCAUAGUAAGCAGCCAUUUCUUCUUGUUGGGCCUGAAGGAUGUGGAAAAGGAAUGCUGCUUCGUUAUGCCUUUUCCCAGCUUCGGUCCACUCAAAUUGCCACAGUUCACUGCAGCGCACAGACUACAUCUCGACAUCUGCUCCAAAAAUUAAGCCAGACAUGCUUGGUGAUCAGCACCAAUACUGGGCGUGUAUACAGGCCAAAGGAUUGUGAAAGACUGGUUUUAUACUUAAAGGAUAUCAAUUUGCCCAAACCGGAUAAAUGGGGGACGAGCACACUUGUGGCUUUCCUGCAGCAGGUGCUGACGUAUCAGGGAUUUUACGAUGAAAAUCUUGAAUGGGUGGGGUUAGAAAACAUCCAGAUUGUGGCUUCCAUGUCUGCUGGGGGAACACUGGGAAAGCAUAAACUUACUUCCAGGUUUACUUCUAUUGUCCGUCUGUGUGCAAUUGAUUAUCCGGAAAGAGAUCAGCUGCAAACAAUUUAUAGUGCAUAUUUAGAACCUGUUCUACACAAGAACCUAAAGAAUCAUCCUGCUUGGGGAUCUUUGGCGAAAAUCCAUCAGUUGGCAGGAUCUAUGGUUCAAGUAUAUGAGCAGAUUCGAGCAAAAUUCACAGUAGAUGACCAUAGCCACUACCUAUUCACACCAUGCAUUCUUACUCAGUGGGUUCUAGGAUUGUUCAGAUAUGAUUUAGCAGGAGGGUCAUCAACACACACGGUAGAUACUGUUUUGGAAAUUGUUGCUUAUGAAGCCCGCCGUCUCUUUCGUGACAAAAUUGUUGGAUCCAAGGAACUUCAUGUAUUUGAUAAUAUUUUGAUGAAAGUUUUUCAAGGAGAUUGGGGUUCAGAUAUUUUGGACAACAUGGCAGAUAGUUUCUAUGUAACAUGGGGAGCUCGUCAUGAACUAGGAACCACUAUGGCCCCAGGACAAACAUUGCCAUCCCAUGGAAGGCCACUUGGCAAACUUAACUCAGCAGACCUAAAAGAUGUCAUCAAAAAGGGCAUUAUUCACUAUGGGCGUGAUAACCACGAAAUAGAAAUUUUGCUGUUCCCAGAAGUCCUUGAUUAUGUCUCUAGAAUCGACAGAGUACUGAGUUUUCCUGGAGGGUCGCUUCUAUUAGCAGGCCAAAGUGGAGUGGGCCGUCGAACUGUUACUUCAUUGGUUAGUCACAUGCAUGGAGCUGUUCUCAUUACACCCAAAAUUUCCAGAGGCUAUGAAAUGAAGCAGUUUAAAAAUGAUUUGAAACAUGUGAUGCAGCUUGCGGGAAUUGAAGCUCAACAUGUUGUGUUGUUGCUUGAGGACUAUCAGUUUGUCCAAUCCACAUUUCUUGAGAUGAUCAACAGCUUACUAUCGUCAGGUGAGGUUCCUGGCUUGUACACAAUAGAAGAAUUAGAGCCACUCCUGUCUCCUCUGAAAGAUCAAGCAUCACAAGAUGGAUUUACAGGACCAGUUUUUAACUAUUUCACUUACAGAAUUCAACAGAACCUUCAUGUUGUGUUGAUUAUGGAUUCUACUAAUCUGAACUUCACAAUAAAUUGCGAAAGUAAUCCUGCCCUUCAUAAGAAAUGUCAGGUCCUCUGGAUGGAGAGUUGGUCUGAAAACAGUAUGAAAAAGAUACCUGAAAUGUUGUUUAUUGAAUCAGAUGAAAAAGAAAAAACUAAAACAUCAAAGGAACGCAGAAAGAAGAAUUCUGGUGAUUCUGAGUUCCUGAAGUCAUUUUUGAUGAUCCAUGACUCAUGUAAACCCUAUGGAGCUACGCCCAGAAGAUACUUGACUUUCCUGCAUAUGUAUCGUGCCAUCCAUAAUGGCAAAAGAGCAGAGCUGAUAAAAAGGCAAAGCCAUUUGCAGGCUGGAGUAGCUAAACUGAAUGAAGCAAAAGCUCUUGUUGAUGAAUUGAACAGGAAAGCUGAAGAACAAAGUAUAUUGCUGAAAAUGAAGCAAGGUGAAGCUGAUGCUGCGCUCCAAGAAAUUACUGUUUCUAUGCAGGAUGCAAGUGAACAGAAAUCAGAAAUGGAGAAAAUAAAACAAAAAAUAGCGCAAGAAGUUGUAAAAAUUGAAGAAAGAAAAACGAUAAUUGAGGAUGAACUGAGAGAGGUUCAGCCGCUGGUUAAUGAAGCUAAGCUAGCCGUUGGAAAUAUCAAACCAGAAUCUCUGUCAGAAAUCCGCUCCCUGCGUAUGCCACCAGACAUAAUUAGAGAUAUACUAGAGGGUGUCUUACGGUUGAUGGGCAUCUUUGAUACAUCAUGGGUGAGCAUGAAGAGUUUUCUUGCCAAAAGAGGUGUGAGGGAAGAUAUUGCAACCUUUGAUGCUCGAAAUAUUCCAAAGGAAAUCCGUGAGAGUGUGGAAGAACUUCUAGCUAAAAAUAAGGGAUCUUUUGAUCCAAAGAAUGCUAAAAGGGCCAGUACUGCAGCAGCACCCUUAGCUGCAUGGGUUAAAGCCAAUGUUCAAUAUUCUUAUGUCCUGGAACGAAUUCAACCUCUGGAAACUGAACAGGCAGGCCUUGAAGCUAAUCUUAGGAAAACAGAAGACAGAAAAAAGAAGCUAGAAGAUAUGGUUAAUUCAGUUGGUGAAAGGGUUGCAGAAUUAAGAGAUAGGUUCCAGGCCAGAACAAGUGAGGCAGCUAAGCUUGAAGCAGAAGUUGCUAAAGCACAAGAGACAGUGAAAGCUGCAGAAAUAUUGAUCAAACAACUUGAUAGGGAGCAUAAGAGAUGGAACUCACAGGUUUCAGAGAUAGCAGAUGAAUUGAGCACACUGCCAAUGAGAGCUCAACUGUCUGCUGCAUUCAUUACUUAUCUUUCUGCUGCGCCUGAAGAUCAAAGAAAAGCAAGUUUGGAUUCAUGGACAAAAUCAGCUAAUCUGGAAAAAUUUGAUCUUAUGCGAUUCCUGAGCACAGAGAGUGAGCAAUUGAUUUGGAAAAGUGAAGGGUUGCCCUCGGAUGAUCUGUCCAUAGAAAAUGCCCUUGUGAUUUUACAGAGUAAAGUUUGCCCAUUUUUGAUAGACCCAUCUUCCAGAGCUACUGAAUGGCUGAAAACUCAUUUGAAAGAGUCACGCUUGGAAAUCGUCAACCAACAGGAUGCCAACUUCAUUAACGCUCUUGAGCUGGCUGUGCGAUUUGGGAAAACUCUCAUUAUACAGGAAAUGGAUGGAGUGGAACCUGUGCUUUAUCCAUUGCUCAGAAAGGACCUUGUUGCACAAGGUCCUCGAUACGUUGUACAAAUUGGUGACAAAAUAAUUGACUAUAACGAAGAAUUCCGCCUGUUUCUAUCAACCCGAAACCCAAAUCCUGACAUUCCGCCCGAUGCAGCUUCCAUUGUUACGGAGGUUAACUUUACAAUAACACGGAGUGGCUUAAGAGGGCAGCUUCUAGCUUUGACUAUUCAACAUGAAAAACCAGAUUUGGAAGAACAGAAGACAAAAUUGUUACAGCAGGAAGAAGAUAAGAAGAUACAAUUAGCAAAACUUGAAGAAUCACUUUUGGAGACACUUGCAACCUCUCAGGGAAAUAUACUUGAAAAUAAAGAUCUGAUUGAAUCCUUGAAUCAGACAAAAGCAAGUAGUGCUCUAAUCCAAGAAUCACUUGUUGAAUUUCAUAGACUUCAGAUUUCUCUCGAUCAGGAAAGGGACGCCUAUCUCCCUCUGGCAGAAAGUGCCAGCAAGAUGUACUUUAUUAUCUCUGACUUGUCCAAAAUUAAUAACAUGUACCGCUUUAGCUUGGCUUCUUUCCUAAGACUUUUUCAAAGGGCCCUACAAAGUGAACUGGACUUGGGAAAUACAGAGGAAAGAAUCAAGUCUCUUAUCAGCUCCUUAAAACACAUGGUAUAUGAAUAUGUCUGUCGCUGUUUGUUUAAGGCUGAUCAACUGAUGUUUGCAUUGCAUUUUGUGAAAGGCAUGCAUCCUGAACUUUUUCAAGAUAAUGAAUGGGACACAUUUACGGGUGUGAUCAUUGGAGACAUGUUACGAAAAUCUGAUUCCCAAAAAAGCAUUAGAGACCAGAUUCCUUCUUGGAUUGAACAGGAAAGAGCAUGGGCGGUAGCAACUCUAAAGAUCUCUCUUCCAAACCUGUAUCAGACCAUUUGCUUUCAAGAUGCACCUCUAUGGCAGAUUUUCUCACGGAGUUCAAUGUGUGAACAAGAUUUUCCGUCUAUUAUUGCAAACAGAAUCUCACUCUUCCAACAGGUCCUUGUGGUUCAAGCUGUCAGGCCAGAUAGACUACAGAGCGCAAUGGCCCUUUUCGCAUGUAAAGCUCUGGGGAUCAAAGAGUUGUCACCUCCUCCACUGAAUCUGAAACGCUUGUAUAAAGAAACGCUAGAAAUUGAACCUAUCUUGAUCAUUAUUUCUCCUGGUGCUGAUCCUUCUCAGGAAUUACAAGAACUUGCAAGUGUUGAAAGAAAUGGGGAGUGCUACCAUCAGGUUGCUAUGGGCCAGGGCCAAGCUGAUCUAGCUAUUCAGACUGUAAAAGAAUGUGCACGAAAUGGAGAAUGGCUCUGCUUGAAGAAUUUGCAUCUGGUUGUGUCAUGGCUUCCCAUAUUAGAAAAGGAACUGAAUAAUCUGCAACCCCAGCCUGGUUUUCGUCUUUGGCUGACUGCUGAAGUCCAUUCUAAAUUUUCUCCUAUUUUGCUUCAAUCAAGUUUGAAGAUAACAUAUGAGGCACCUCCAGGCCUGAAAAAGAACUUACUGCGAACUUAUGAAUCCUGGAGUCCAGAGCAAAUUAGCAAAAAAGGGAAUUUGUCUCGAGCCCAUGCUCUCUUUAGCCUGGCUUGGUUUCAUGCUGCAUGUCAAGAAAGAAGAAAUUACAUCCCUCAGGGCUGGACCAAAUUUUAUGAAUUUUCUUUAUCUGAUCUUCGUGCAGGGUAUGACAUUAUUGACAGACUCUUUGAAGGCGCCAAAGAUUUUCAGUGGGAAUUCGUGCAUGGUUUAUUGGAAAAUGCUAUUUAUGGAGGUCGUAUAGAUAAUUACUUUGAUAUGAGAGUCCUUAGAUCAUACCUGGAACAGUUUUUUAAUUCCAGAGUCAUUGCUGACUCAAAUUUCCGGGGCAAGAAGAUGAGCAGAUUUCCAUAUUCCAUCACUCUCCCUAGCUCCUGCAAUAUAUUGGAUUACCGUCAUGUUAUUGAAAGUCUUCCAGAAGAUGAUAAACCUGAUUUCUUCGGCUUGCCUGCCAACAUUGCUCGCUCAUCUCAACGAAUGACCAGUUCUCUAGUAAUUUCACAGCUUCGGAUCUUGAGCAGGUCUGUAACUGCUGGCUGCAAAUUUGACAGGGAAAUCUGGUCUAAUGAGCUUUCUCCAGUCCUCAAUCUAUGGAAGAAGCUUAAUCAGAAUUCAAAUCUGAUUCAUCAGAAGGUGUCCCCUCCUUCUGAGCGUCAAGGAUCUCCAAUCCUUUCAUUCAUUAUUCUUGAACAGUUCAAUGCCAUUCGCUUGGUUCAGAGUAUUCAUCUGUCUCUUGCUGCUCUCAGUAAAGUCAUCAGAGGAACCUCGCUGUUGAGUUCAGAAGUACAACAACUAGCAAGUGCUUUGCUAAACCAAAAGUGCCCCGUAACAUGGCAGAGCAAAUGGGAAGGCCCAGAAGAUCCUUUGCAAUAUCUCAGAGCUGUUGUAGCACGAGCACAUGCUAUCCAGAAUUGGGUGAGUAAAGCAGAAAAGCAGAUCUUGCUCUCAGAUACCCUCGACCUCUCAGAACUCUUCCACCCUGACACAUUUCUGAAUGCCUUACGACAAGAGACCGCAAGGGUGAUGGGCUGUUCAGUAGACAGCCUAAAAUUUACAGCAUCUUGGAAAGGUCAGAUACGAGCAGCAAAGCUCCAAGUUCAGAUCAGUGGCCUUCAACUGGAAGGCUGUAGUUUUGAUGGAAAUCGACUUUCAGAAAACCAGCAUGAUUCUCCCAGUGUGUCAUCCGUGCUCCCUUGUUACAUGGCCUGGAUUCCACAGAAUGCUUAUGGGUCCUAUUCUCCUGAUGAAUGCAUCUCUUUGCCAGUUUACACCAGUGCUGAGAGGGAUUGCGUGGUAACAAACAUUGAUGUUCCAUGUGGAGGCAGCCAAGAUCAGUGGAUCCAGUGUGGAGCUGCUUUAUUUUUGAAAAAUCAGUAAGAAGAAGGAAGGCUAUAAAUGUUCUUGCUGCUA